CUAAAAUCAUAGCUAAAAAAAUAAGUGCGAAACCAAAAGCUUUGUUUGAGAUGUAAAAACAGAGACUCGGCCUUUGAUUUGGAAAUAUGAGCAAAUCUCUGCUGGCUUUUGUUGCUACAGCCAUUUCGACAAGGUUCCGCGUUCCUCUUCCUCAAAUUCAAUACCGAUUCUACUGUUCUUCACCCUCUCAUCCUUCAUCCAACAAGCUCUUUGUUGGAGGGUUGUCAUGGUCAGUGGACGAGAAGUCGCUCAAAGACGCUUUCUCUUCCUUCGGAGACGUCACCGAAGUGAGGAUAGUGUAUGAUAAAGACAGUGGCAGGUCUAGAGGCUUUGGAUUUGUCAUUUUUUCGAAUGAAGAUGAUGCAAAAUGUGCAAAGGAAGCAAUGGAUGGAAAGGCACUGUUGGGCAGACCAUUGAGGAUAAGUAUUGCACUUGAGAAGGCCCGAGGUGUACCUGUUGUAGUUCCUCGACUUUCAGAUAUUGGACAUUUGAACAGGCGCUAAAUUUACUAUGCUCACUAAAUCCAUGUAGGUAACAUCAUAUCUAUUGUUAGCUGCUGAUGACUACGAAAUUUGUAUUGAUUAUCGUGAUUAGCAGUCAGCAGAAAAUGAAAUUUAUAAGCAACUGGAAAUCAAUUCCUUAAAUCUGAGCAAAAGUAAUGUGUUAUAUUCAACUUAUUUUACAGAAACAAUUGCAUAUUUUUGUUAGAAUCAUGAGUGCUUUUUGAGAAAUGAAAACGAUUUGGCCAAACUGAGCACAAACAAAAA
Vigna radiata var. radiata (mung bean) is the source of this 767-nucleotide messenger RNA. RefSeq names its product glycine-rich RNA-binding protein 4, mitochondrial. Bases 87 to 503 code for a protein of 138 amino acids. Gene Ontology annotation, molecular function: RNA binding. The record is from RefSeq and is a predicted model, not a curated record. Lineage: Eukaryota; Viridiplantae; Streptophyta; Magnoliopsida; Fabales; Fabaceae. The transcript is spliced from 4 exons.